AUGUCCUUCCCGACUCGAUCACUCUCGACUCGACUCCCGGGCGCGGGGUCGCAAAACGCUUCCGCAGGCCCGUCGCCCAUGCUGGUAGCGCGCAUCGCAGAGAAGAAGGCAGAGCUGGAGCACUUGAAGGAUCUGCGCGACCUCAGUGCUGCCGUCGCAGGCCAGAUGGAAGCACUGGAGCAGAAGCUGUCAACGCUUUCAGAUGGUACAGAAGCGAUUGCCAUGGUUAUUAGCAACUGGCAUAACGUGCUACGCGCUAUCAAUAUGGCAUCCGGUCGGUUCAAGCUGCAGGCGACGCACAUGACAGGAACUGACACGGAAUUUGUAGCCCAACUUGCCAAGCCGCCUCCGCAAGAAGAAACGUUGGAAUCGGAGGAACCCAGCAUGUCUCUGCCGCAGACACUGGUUCGCAUUCCGACAGAACACGCUCCGACGCUCCAGGCGCAGGCCGAAAACGCAGCAGAGAAUGCAGAGAGCAGUAUAGCUACGCCAUGA
Molecule: messenger RNA, 495 nt
Organism: Colletotrichum fioriniae
Lineage: Eukaryota; Fungi; Ascomycota; Sordariomycetes; Glomerellales; Glomerellaceae
Source: RefSeq, a predicted model, not a curated record